AUGAUUUCACAAAGCACAACUGGUUUGCAAUUAAGCAAAACUUUAAUUGACAAUAAUGAAGAGAUUGGUGUAAAUGUAAACGUUUUUGAUAGCACGAAAAAAUCAAGAAUUAAUGGAAGCGUAUCUAUAGUAUCAACAAGACCCCUUAAAUACAAGCAGCUCAUUCUAGAAGUAAAUAAUACAUCUGAAUGUAAAUUUGAACUAGAAAAAAGCAUGUAUGUAUUUCCCAGAAUAUAUGCAAAAGGGACAGUGAUGGAAAGCAGACAGCAGUUUUUCUUUUUGAGACGUGUGGUGGAAAAAGUGGAUUACUAUUGCAAUGAUCCAAAAAAUAGUGCGGUUUUUAAUUUUAAUUUUGGUUGGCCCAACAGGCUUCCAGCUACCUGGACUGGAGAUCAUGGGAAUAUUAAAUAUUUAUGUAAGACAAUAUUGGUUUGUGAAGAUAUAACGCAUGUCCACGUUCAAGAGAUUUAUUUUGCUCCAAACCGAAAAUUAUGCCUCGAAAAACAGCUUUUGUGUGAAAGUCGUCAAGAUGUGACCAGAAAGUUUACAUUCGGAAAAAACGGUAGAAUUUCUGUUAGUUUUUGGAUACCCAUAAGUGGAAUUGCUGUGGGACAAAGUUUGCCAGCCGUUUGCAGCAUAAAUAAUGAAUCAAAAUUAAAUUUUAGUGGUUUAGUUUUUGUGCUAACUAGAAUAGAUGUUUAUAGAAGCGAUAAACCCAUAAAUGUUGUAAAAGAAGUACGCACGGAUGUGUGUAGGGUUGCAAGGAUGGUUCACAUUUUAAAGGGGAAAUUUUAUUUUUACGCGAUUUUGAAGACAGACGAAAAUGUUUCUCCAACCAAUCAGUUUUACAAAUUAGAUGCUAUUCAAGUGAAAUAUGAAGUCUGGGUGUCAGUUCAAGGUAACUUUAAAAAAAACAUGGGCUACGGCCACCCAAACGUGGACACGCCCGGCAUGGCGGUAAUAAUCGGCAGCGAACCUCUGAUCAAUUACAAUGUUGACCUGGUUACAAAAUCAGUUCUGAAAAAUAUAUUCUACACUCCUCCGCUGAAGAAUUUUCCUCAACAGCACGUGAUCAGCGAGGCCCUUACGACGGUGGACGAAGUGAUCGACGAACAAACCAAUAUCAAUUUACUGAGGCAACUUGAAGAAAAUGAGAAGGCCAUCACAGAGAUGAUCGAGGAUACCAGUGAUGAUGAUGAAGUUCUGAAUUUUUUUUCAUAGACUAAAGUUUGUUGUAUUGGUUUAUUUACAUAAUGUAC
This is a messenger RNA of Brassicogethes aeneus, 1259 nucleotides long. NCBI's taxonomy places the organism in Eukaryota, Metazoa, Arthropoda, Insecta, Coleoptera, Nitidulidae. The record is from the annotation of a GenBank genome assembly.